Molecule: messenger RNA, 887 nt
Organism: Drosophila bipectinata
Lineage: Eukaryota; Metazoa; Arthropoda; Insecta; Diptera; Drosophilidae
Source: RefSeq, a predicted model, not a curated record
UUCAGCACUAAACACAAAGUCAAAACCAAAUUUUAUUUAUUUUGAUUGCCAGGACCAUGGGCAAGCACAGAAAUGCGGCACAAGAUGCCGUUUUCGUUGCGUUCAUGGAGCGACAUCCAAUUAUUGCGAAGAAUUACUUGAAAGGGGACAAGCAGGCGGCGGAAGAGGCCUGGAAAAGGCUUUCAAAGGAGCUAAACAAUGUUGGACCACCGUUGAAGGAUACUAGCCAAUGGAAACGAGUGUGGAAGGACUGGAAGAGCUGCAUCACCAAGAAGAUCACCAACAACCGUCUGGAGGACUCCAAGGUCAGUGGGAAGUGGUCGUUAUACGAGGACACUCUUACGCCGCUGGAGGACGCGGUUGCCGUGAUUGGAGACUUAUAUGACAUGGCCGACACCAUUGUAGAAGCUCGGCCCAACCCGAGAUCUUCAGACAUGUCCAACAGCAGCGUUUCGUCAUCGUUACGGAACAUAAAAAUGGACCAGGACGACUGUCCGCUUACGGAUAAGGAGGACUGCGAGGAAGAGGAGGAGGAAGACGAUGAAGAAGACUGCGGCAAUCCAAUCAGUGUUCGGAAUAUGAGACCCGACCGGCGUCUUAACACCAGCACCACUCGGACGACACCAAAGAAGAGAAAGCAUUAUGACGAAGAUGAGCUUCCUCUAGAGCAGCACACCACCGUUCCCGUGCUGAUGGACAUAGCCAAGGAGUUGAGGGAUCUGAGUCGACAAACUCGCCUAAACGCUCAACGGAGCGAAGCUAACACGCAGGCUUUGCUGGCCCUUGGCACUCAGAUUUCAGACUUAAUGCAACAGCAGCUCAAGGAACGGAAGCGUCUUAACGUUAUUAUGGAGAAAUUUGUUUUAAAAAUGGAAUCAGCUGAAUAG